AGGUACGGUCCCUAGGCGAUAGCCCCGGACCUCAGGACCAGUUUAACUAUUUUGCUCGUCGUGAAACGUUGUGUUUUCUUGCUCUACAGUGCAGUGCAGUGUUUACUGAAGUGUGGGACUGGCAAGAAGUCUGACCCGCGACAAUGUCCUAUACAGCAACAAGCAUUCUCGGCAAUUUCUCUGUUACGAAGUUUCUGACUAACCUGACGCUGGCAGCCAUUUUGUGGCUACUCAUCUUGCAGGCUUUUCAAUUUCUACGUAAAUGUAUCCAUUUUCGUCGUAUAGAACAGACUAUACCAGGUCCGUUCUCCGUACCUUUCUUUGGCUCGGUCUUUUGGCUUAGUUUGAAUGCAGACAACUGCCUUGAAAAGAUUCUGGAUUCCGUCAAGCCUUAUUGGCCAGGAUUAGUGAGAUAUUCAGCUUUUAACAAACUUCAUGUCAUGGUUAAUGAUGCUGACCACAUCGCAAAGGUGUUACGAGAUCGACAUUUCUCCGAUAAGCCUUGGAUGUUCUACGGACCUUUAAAGCCAAUAAUUAGGGAUGGCAUCUUUACCAGCAAUGGCGAACCUUGGCAGGCACACCGCCUUGUCAUCACGCCUACUUUCCAUGCGGAGGUUAUGGGCCGCUACGUUGAAAUUCUUGAUAUGGAAGCAAAAGAAUUUGUUGACAAACUCUCCGGCAUGCUUCACAAAGACGUGGACUGCAGUGACACAAUGAUCCGAACUGCGAGUUUCAUGGCAAUCCGAACAAUGAUGUCUUCAACGUUAAACGAAAGGGAAUGCAGUAUUUUGGAAGAAAUCAUUAGCCUGGUUCCGCGCGCUUUAAAAUCUGUUAACCGACGCAGCCUCAAUCCUUUUUUGUGGCCUGAUUGGAUUUUCAAAUGGACCCAAAUGUAUCGCGAUACUGAAGCUGCGAAAACCCUUUUUGAUAUGCUCAUCAAUAGUAUCAUCCAAAGGAAAUCAUCGGAGAUCCACGCAACAGCCUCCAGAGAACGACAGUUAGCAAGCAAACUUGGUUUCCGGGACAGAAAAUCUCUCUUGGAUUUGCUUUUGGAAAGCAAGUUUUCUGGUGAACUCCGCAUGACCGAUGAAGAUAUCCUAAAUGAAACCAGUACAAUGUUCAUCACGGCUUUUGACACGCCUGUCAUUGUCGUCACAUUCGUCUUAAAAGUACUCUCUAUCCGACCAGACAUACAGGAGUUGGUCUAUGCCGAAAUAUGUGACGUUUUACAGGAGAAAGAUCACAAAUUAAGUAGUGACGACUUGUCUAGGUGGGCCAUCUACAACAACACGUAA
This is a messenger RNA of Frankliniella occidentalis (western flower thrips), 1295 nucleotides long. RefSeq names its product cytochrome P450 4c21-like. The coding region runs from base 144 to 1295 and encodes 383 amino acids. The transcript is spliced from 7 exons. The record is from RefSeq and is a predicted model, not a curated record. Lineage: Eukaryota; Metazoa; Arthropoda; Insecta; Thysanoptera; Thripidae. Gene Ontology annotation, molecular function: iron ion binding; monooxygenase activity; oxidoreductase activity, acting on paired donors, with incorporation or reduction of molecular oxygen.